This is a messenger RNA of Eleginops maclovinus (Patagonian blennie), 1813 nucleotides long. RefSeq lists its product as uncharacterized. The record is from RefSeq and is a predicted model, not a curated record. Lineage: Eukaryota; Metazoa; Chordata; Actinopteri; Perciformes; Eleginopidae. The coding region runs from base 44 to 1333 and encodes 429 amino acids. The transcript has 10 exons.
UUUUGUGUCGUGGCUUCACACAAAAGUACAAGAAGCUACAGCCAUGUCCAGCAGAUGUAAACCAAAACCUGGGGGUUUUAGGAGUGACAUUCAUAGACUGCUGCUGGCGGCUGAAGCUGGUCAGAAGACCGAUAUCCUGUCCUACUCCUCAGGUCAUCUGGGGCCCCGCAAUCUGAACCAGCAUCAGCCACACAGGGAGACAAAGCAGCCUUUCUGGAUGAUGUCCCAGAGCCCAGACAAACCCCCUCUGACACCCCAGCAGACACAGACAAAAACACUGACCUAUGUGAAGAAGAAAGAAAACAAAGAGCGUCAUUUUUCCACUGUUGCCUCUUCAGUAAAGUCUGAAGACUCAAGGUCAACUCAAGAUCAGGGUACUAAUUUCUCUCCACAUACAGACAACAGAGAAGAUACAAGUCUACCUACGAUAGUUAACUGUUCCUCAAACUUUCUGCCAAUCCUACAAAAAGUUUUGUCCCAAAACAUGUCUAGUUCUUCUACUGAUUUGGAGGGGAAACAGCAUUUUGAUGAGAAAGGCCUGAACAAAACUGGACAAUUAGACACAAAACAACUCCACGGAAGGAAAGACAUAGCCAAGCAGGACCUCUGGGCUGCAGUAAAUGUUGUGGAAAUACAUGAAAGCAAACUACAGAAGGAGCUGAGAAGGUUGUCAGCGCAGAGCUGGCCCAGCAGAGACCGCCUUGCGGUGUUCAGUGACGUCUUUGAUGAUGUAUGUGAAGACUCGCCAGUAUUUGGACGCAUCCUGAGGGAAAUUAAGACAGAUUAUGAUUUGUAUGUCAACCACUUGAUGGCUUCCCACGGCAUGUCACUUGAGACUCCACUCAAAUAUCCUUCAAAUGUAACAAGCCAAACAGAUUUGGAAGUUGCUGUAAAAGAGGUUUGCAGGCUGGAGCAGGAGGCCAGGAAAGCUCUAGAGGAAUAUAAACGAGUCCGAGAUGAAUCACAGAGUGUUCCAGGUACCGCAGGCCCAGAGGACAGUGGCACGCAGAAUACGUGUCUGUCAGGGUUACACAACAACAGUGUACAAUCCAAGAGGCUUCAGGUUUUGAGCACAUGGCGGGAGAUCCAACACCUUGAGGAGGAGAUGAAGGGAACACCGGUGUCCUCUGUAACAAUCGCAGAGACUGAAAGACACGUCAAAGACCGUAAGAAAGAGAUAAUGAGACUGAUAGCCUCGAAUGAGCGUCUGAAGACCACCAACAAGGAUCUGGAAAACAACAUCAAUAGGGUACUGAACAGAGAAAAAGCAAGCAAGGCCACGAGAUGGAUGUUGUGGGACGUAAUCGAAACACAGAGCUUCAUCCGCAAGUAAACCGGGGGAUAAUUUCUUGAGAUGGACAUCACAAAGUGCAAUAAAUUGUGGAAAUACUUUUUAUACCAGCAAGCAACUUCACCUUUUUUUGUGUGAUGUACAGAAAUAGCACUGUUGAUAAUUUGAUUUAUAUACUGUAAGUUGAUUCCAUAGUAAUGCAUAAUACUUUUUAAAGAUGAUCAUGUGUUUUGUGUAUAAGAAAUCUUAGUGUACAUGUUGAAUAGUUUUGUGUUUGUACUUUUUUAAACUAAUGCAGAGAUGAUGAAAUUACUAUCUUUGCUUGUGAAAAAUGUUGAUGUAGAAGUUUAAGGUAACUUAAAUUUAAGUAAACUCGGCCCCGUCCGUGGUGCAACUGGCUGGGGCGCCUGCACCGUACGCCGGUGUCCCGGGUUCGAUUCCCGCCCCGUGGUCCUUUCCGGAUCCCACCCCGACUCUCUCUCCCACUUUCCUGUCACUCUCCUGUCCUAUCCGAAUAAAGGC